AAAGUCCACGUCUACGGCGUUCCGGUUUCGCUGCAGUUCCUCGCUUCGGUCUGAAGGGGGCGGAAGUGCGUGUCACUUCCUGAUCCGGGGAGGGGAAACGCGUGCGCUUGUUUAUCCUCGGUUUUUAUUACGAGCUGCUAAUUACAGAGUUUUCAGACUGCGUCCCUGGAGGCUCCUACGCUGGCUUUCUUGAACUCGACAUGUUCUGCGACUCUAUAGAGUUGUAACCAGAGGCUCUCAGAAGGACGGACUAGAGUUUGGACGUUCUGAACGCCCCUGACGCGGAAAACGCUCUUAUUUCCUCGAAGGCCGGGGGUUCAAGCCAUGUCGGACGGACGCAUCUACGUGGGGAACCUCCCCAUGGACGUCCAGGAGAGGGACAUUGAGGAUCUCUUCUACAAAUACGGAAAAAUUCGGGAUAUUGAGCUGAAGAACAACAGAGGCACCAUCCCGUUUGCCUUCGUGCGGUUUGAGGACCCACGGGAUGCGGAGGACGCCGUCUUUGGAAGGAACGGAUAUGGAUUUGGAGACUGUAAGCUGCGUGUGGAAUAUCCACGUUCUUCCGGAUCCAAAUUUAGCGGACCGGCGGGAGGAGGGCCCCGGGGACGAUUCGGGCCCCCGACGCGCAGAUCUGAGUUUCGCGUUAUUGUGACGGGUCUUCCUCCCACCGGCAGCUGGCAGGAUCUGAAGGACCACAUGCGGGAGGCUGGAGACGUGUGCUUCGCCGACGUGCAGCGUGACGGCGAGGGAGUCGUCGAGUUCCUCCGGCGCGAGGACAUGGAGUACGCCCUGAGACGCCUGGACGGCACGGAGUUCAGAUCACACCAGGGAGAGACGUCCUACAUCAGAGUGAUGGAGGAGCGAGGCACAAGCUGGGGUCGCUCGCGCUCCCGCUCCAGGUCUCGAGGGCGAUACUCGCCUCCGUACCAGAGCAGAGGGUCGCCGCCGCCCCGCUACCGAUCGCCCCCGCGUCACAUGACCCGCCACAGCCCGCCCUCCCGCCGAGCCCCGCUCCAGCACAGCCCUCCGCCGCGUCACUAUCGAUGAGCGGCCCGCUCCGCCGACACGCCCCCUUUUUCUUUCUCAGUUUUGUAAUUUACAUUCCAUUGUAGGAACCCGAAUGGCCUUAUUCACCGUUCAGUUCACGGAGAGCUCGCGAGUAUGUUAGCGUUCACGAGGAGGCCGCUGCGUGCGUUUACGGUUAGGAUUGUGAGCGAUCUGAAGAUGAAUAACCGUUUCGUGAUUAUUGACGCGAGGCAACAGACUAAAGAUGUUGUUUGUGAUUAAUCUGGUCCAUUUCAUAGACAUUGACCGUUUUAUUAUUUUUUUUAUAAUUUGAAUAAAAGGCUGAAGUUUUAAAAAAAAUUAUUUUUUUUGAAUCUCCCCAUGUGAUUUUUUUUUUUUUUUUUUUCUUUCUCGUUUUGUAUCAUGUGAUGAUUGUAUGCUUCUUCUUUUUUUUUUCUCUCUUUUUUUUCCAAUUAAAGCAUCGAAUCAGUUA
Puntigrus tetrazona (Sumatra barb) is the source of this 1498-nucleotide messenger RNA. RefSeq names its product serine and arginine rich splicing factor 9 (gene srsf9). Gene Ontology annotation, cellular component: cytoplasm; ribonucleoprotein complex; nucleus. The record is from RefSeq and is a predicted model, not a curated record. Gene Ontology annotation, molecular function: mRNA binding. Lineage: Eukaryota; Metazoa; Chordata; Actinopteri; Cypriniformes; Cyprinidae. The coding region runs from base 325 to 1047 and encodes 240 amino acids. The transcript is spliced from 5 exons.